This is a messenger RNA of Alligator sinensis (Chinese alligator), 4903 nucleotides long. RefSeq names its product calcium voltage-gated channel auxiliary subunit gamma 7 (gene CACNG7). Lineage: Eukaryota; Metazoa; Chordata; Crocodylia; Alligatoridae. The transcript is spliced from 6 exons. Gene Ontology annotation, biological process: postsynaptic neurotransmitter receptor diffusion trapping; regulation of AMPA receptor activity; positive regulation of synaptic transmission, glutamatergic. The coding region runs from base 50 to 877 and encodes 275 amino acids. Gene Ontology annotation, cellular component: AMPA glutamate receptor complex; postsynaptic density membrane. Gene Ontology annotation, molecular function: voltage-gated calcium channel activity; channel regulator activity. The record is from RefSeq and is a predicted model, not a curated record.
UCUGAGUGUCCGGUCCUUGUGCUGCGCUCGGCGCCCCCCGGCCCCUAGGAUGAGUAACUGUAGCAGUCGGGCGCUGACGCUGCUCAGUAGCGUGUUUGGGGCGUGCGGGCUCCUGCUCGUGGGCAUCGCCGUCAGCACCGACUACUGGCUGUACAUGGAGGAGGGCAUCGUGCUGCAGCAGAACCAGACCACUGAGAUCAAGAUGGCGCUGCAUGCUGGGCUCUGGAGGGUCUGCUUCUUUGCUGGUCGGGAGAAGGGCCGAUGUGUGGCAUCCGAGUACUUCCUGGAGCCUGAAGUCAAUCUGGUGACUGAAAACACAGAGAACAUCCUGAAGACUGUUCGUACGGCCACACCCUUCCCCAUGGUCAGCCUCUUCCUCGUCUUCACGGCCUUCGUCAUCAGCAACAUCGGACACAUCCGGCCCCAAAGAACCAUCCUGGCCUUCGUCUCGGGAAUCUUCUUCAUCCUCUCUGGUCUGUCACUGGUGGUUGGCCUGGUUCUUUACAUCUCCAGCAUCAACGAUGAGGUGAUGAACCGCCCCAGCGGGUCUGAGCAGUACUUCCACUACCGCUAUGGCUGGUCCUUUGCCUUUGCCGCCUCCUCCUUCCUCCUCAAAGAGGGUGCCGGUGUGAUGUCUGUGUACUUGUUCACCAAGCGGUACGCGGAGGAGGAGAUGUACCGUCCACAUCCAGCCUUCUACCGCCCACGCCUCAGCGACUGCUCUGACUACUCAGGCCAGUUCCUGCACCCUGAGGCCUGGCACCGUGGGCGCAGCCCCUCUGACAUCUCCAGUGACGUCUCCAUCCAGAUGACCCAGAACUACCCGCCUGCCAUCAAGUACCCUGACCACAUGCACAUAUCCACCUCGCCCUGCUAGACUGCCUAUUGGGCCGUCCCCAGAGACUGCUGGCUGCCCCCAACCCCCAAACUGCCCCCUGCCCAUCCCCAGCUGGGCGAUGCAGUGAUAGUCACUGCAUCGAGAUGGCUCCCCUUUGUCAUUGCCUCCACACCAUCCUGGGAGGUGUCUCCCAGUUGCAGGGAGAUGUUGGGUGGAGGAGGGGAGAGGUUUACCCCGUCUGCCCCAAUGUGGCAGGAAUCCUAACAGUCGUAUUGUUUGUUGUGGGAAGAUGGUGGGAAUCCUGACAGGAAUUUGCUCCAACAGCUAUUUUGGUUGUUGUGGGAAGACAGGCAGACAUCUGACAGGAAGUCUCCCUGUCAGCCAUUUUGGUUGUCAUAGGAGAACUGUCACAGAUCCUGACAGAAAAGUCACCCUGUCAGCCAUUUUGGUUGUCACUGAGACAGCCAUGGAUUCUGGCAGGGAGUGGCUGUCCUGCCAUCUUUGUUUGCCUCAUAACAGCCUACCCUGACAGGAAGCUACUUCUCCACUGUUCUUCUUUUGUCACACUAGUCCCUUUCCCUCGUAUCGUAUCUCCCUUUAUCAUUUCAUCUGUUGCUCAAUGGCCACCCCUGACAGAAAACUGCUCACCUGCCAUUCUGGUGGCUAUUGCAUCAGUGUCCCCUUCCCUUUCCUGGAUCCUGACAGGCCAUUUCUCCCAGGUCCUGACAGGCAGUAAUUCUGCCAGCAUCUUGCCACUCACCCCACAGUGGUCGACUCCCAACAGGAAGUUGUGUAUUAGCCAUUUUCUGUGUUGCCCCGCAAGUCCCUUACCCUCAUUUCCCAGUUCCCCACCAACACCUUUUUUGUUUCCUAAGCAAACUGCAGCCUCUGGGGUGGAUGUUGGGAAAGCUGCAGCUACAAGUGUGAACCCAGAGUAGACUGGGAGCAAAGAGCAGUGGGCAACUUUUUUCCGCAUGAAAAGAAACUUGAAACAAGAGACAAAUUAUGGGGCUGAGGGGGAUGGAAACAGAUGCCAAGGAGAGGCCUAAAGCAAAUGUGUCUUUUGGCCAACAAUGCCUCAUCGUACGAGACCACCCACUCCUCUGAGCACAGACUCCGGGUCCCGGCCCCUUUUCUAUGUCUUCCUGAUGCUGAAGAACAUUUAAAGAAGCCAAGACUUUAUUGUGAAGUGUGUGCCCUGCAGCCACAACUCCUCCAUGUGGGUGUUCACAGGGCCCUGGGCUGCCGGUGAUGGCCAUUGUAAGCCACUUGCAGAAUGGCUGCCUCUGGGCUCUGCUUCUGUGUCCUCCUUUUUCUGUUUCUUUUUUCUGAUUCUUUUCCAGCUUCUUUCAUUCAUUCAUUUGUUCAUUCAUUUUUCCUUCCUCUGCAUUUUCUUUCUUUCACUGCUCUGUUGCAAAAUGUGCAAGUUCUUUCCUUCUUUUGUCUUUUUUUCCUCUCUCUGCAUUUUCUCUUCUGCUUUCUUUUUCAUUCGUUCUUUCUUUGCCAUUUGUUUUCAUACCAAUUUCUGGACAUUCUUCCUUUUUUUUUUUCUUUCUGUCUUAGUCAUUUCCCCAUAUUGGUAGUGGGAAGAGGGGGGAAGGGGUCUCCCAGGCUGGAAUUUCUUUCACUGCAGUGACUGUGUGAGUGAAGGAGGAGCAUGUUGCCUUUGUAGCAGCAGAGGAAGGUGGAAAUACAGCCUGUGGAGGAGAGAGAGCCCAAGGGAGAGAAGGUGAUAUAAAGGAGAGCAAAAGAAAAAGGAGGGGAGAGGGAUGGGGGGAGGAGUGCAAGGGGUUAUAAGGAUAUGGCCUGGGGCACUAGGGGUAGGGCAGCAGGGGCAGGUAGGGGGUCAACAUGUACCCCAGCUGGGCCUGUGCAGGACCCCCUGCUGUCCAGGCACUGCUAAUCCUGUCCCUAAUGCCCUGACAUAGGUGGGUGAAGUCAGUGUAUCUUUCCUGGACUCCUCUGGCAAGGUUAUCUGCACACAUGUUCUCUGAUGUGGUGAGCUUCCCCACAAUAGUAGCAACCUGGAAGUUUCUUAUGCUGUGAGCUUCCUCAUUGCAGUGCCCCAGAUGGAAAUUCCAGCUCUUCAAACCAGUGUAGGGGGCUUCUGGCACUGUGAGUUUCCCAACACCCCACAGCCUCAGGGACUCAGAUUCUCUUACUCCAAAAACAUCUCUCCUUGCCAGGCCAGGGGACAAUUCCUCCCCCAUUUUCUGCUGGUAGCAGUUGCGGGGUUAUGAUACAUGGGGAGACUGCAAUGGAGACAGCAUUCCUGUGUGGGACAGCAUGGGGAAGGGUUUCUGGAAGGGGAUGGGGUUGGGGCAUGAGGUGGGGGAGAGUUCUGGAGGGGCAGCAGGAGGAGAGGGGCCUGGAAGAGUACCUGCUCCUCCUGUUGACAGAGCAAUGGGUCUCUAUCCUCACAGUCCCUCUUCUCAGACUCAGCUGCAGUCUAUCCAGCUGUCAAGAGUUGGAGAGCAGGGGGGAGUGACUCCAGAUUGACUCCAGAUGGACCUAGCAGAGCUGAGAUCAGGAUUUGGCCUCGGCCCUGUCAAAGUCUGGGGGUGAUGCUACAUUGGGCUAUUCCUGCUUGUCCUCAUUUUCUGAGCAGCUGUAGGCCUUGUGACCUGCCACAGGCCACUUCUCUCCCCUGUCCUUCCUUGUGGCUGGUCCACACAGGAGAUAACAGCCUCCUACUGCUGCCACCUGGUGGCAGGGCUCUUUCUAGCACAAAAGGCAGUAGGCCUGGAUUUGUAUUUUUGUGUUGCUGAUCCAGGCUUCCAAUCCUGCCCUCCCCCUUAGGGGAACCCAGACCUGGAGGUCCAAACCCAGGUGCUUCCCUCUUUCAGGUGAACUUCAACCCAUAUCUAAUAGCCCCCAAGGUGACAACUCACCUCCCCGCCCCCCCAUCCCAUCUCCCUCUGCAAUGGGCACAGUAAUGCAGGAAUCCCUCUGGGGUUUUAACUUUUCUGUGCCUGGAAAAGAGGGGCAAGGAAAGUGGUGGGGAGAUGGUGUGGAGGAGGGCAGUCUGAUUAGCAUGAUGAACCCAGGAGUCCUGUCAACCUCCUCCUUUGGUAUUAAGUUCUCUACUAUGCAUUAAAUACAACCCAGAAUAGAAAGGUGAGUUAGGAGAGUAGUGGGGUCUGGUGGGUUAAGGCAAGACAGGAUGGGAGUCAGGACUUCUAGGUUGUAUCCCAGCUCUGGUAGGGGACUGGCUCUGGUCAGUUAAAACAAGGGAAGGGACUGAACGUCAGGCCAAGAGACCCUGUGCCUCUCCCUUAGAGGACCAGGUGAUUCUGGGGCAAGAGUGAAUUCAGGAGCAUCACAAUUUCCAAGCAAGAAUGGGGGUGGGAAAUAGUAAUUAACAGGACCUUAACUCCCCUGCCCCCAGCUAUGCCCUGUUCUGCACUAGAAUGAGUGGCAUCUGGCGGGGUGGGUAGGGAAAAGACUGGGUGUAGCAGCUCCUGGUUUUGCAAGGCUUCUGGGUGCACCCAAGCCAUGGACUGAGCCAGUGAUUGGCUGUGCAGGGGUAAAAGAUUGGCCCUUUCCUUUCCCGUCCCUAGGAUCAUCCCAGGAGAAUGUUGAGGGGACAUGGCAAUGAAAGAGUUAAUCUAGGGCUGUUGCCCCUCCAACCCCAGUGGAUCAAUGGGGGAGGUCAUGGUGAGCAUUUAGGGAUUAUGGGAAUGAAGGAGUUAACUUUCUAUGCCCCCCUUGGUGCACAGUGGACUCCAGUAGCCUGUGGGGUAGGCAUCAGCUUGGCAGAAAUGCUGAGGGGAGACCUGGGGGAGGGGGAGGCAAUGCCUAUUUUCUUAGUUUGCAUUGUAGGUUGGGGGCUUGCGGUAGGGCGGGGAAAGGGGCGGGUGGGGGUGGGAGUGCAUUAUAACCUGAUAACUGAUAGGGCUCCUGUUUUUAUUGCCAGACUUUCCUUUGUAGCCACCUGGGCCCCUUCCUUCAGCCCGACAGGCGACUGGGGUCCCUAUGGGGCACUGGGCUCCCUUUCCCCUGAAGGUAUGCUGUACGAUAUGUAAAUAGAACUCAAAAUGACUUCAAUAAACUGGAUUUCAAACA